UUACUACUCAACCACCGACACUGCACAACAUGUACUUCACAAUGUUAAGUGGAGCGUCUCCGAAUAUGAACCUUACUAGCCCACUUCACCGCGGAGGUCAAGUUUAAGAACGUCUCGUUGACUGAAGCAUGACUCUUUGCGAGCACGAGAGGCAUGACUCUGUUUGCGAAUUACAGGCCACAACUUAUGUCUUUCCAUGACUAACGCGAUUUUCACUGGACGCACGGUUGCCUAUUCCCUUUCGUUCUAUCGAGGUUUCUCCGAGGUUUCUCGUCGACGUCCCCUCUCCAUUGAUUUAUCUUCAGGCCGAUGUCUUUCCAAGGCAUCGGCAUUGCCGGUCAAGCUUCGGCUUACACCUCUAAUUUUUGGAACCUCUCUGCUUCUUGCAGAUUUUUUACUCUAUGCGUCAAUCAUUCAUCCAGGUUUUCUACUGUUUCCAUGGGUCAACUGUUCGAGUUUCAAGUACAUUAACUCUUCUCUUGGAGCCUACAUUUUUCUCAUUGUAUCAUAUGGUAUCCUCUGUUAUCACUGUUGGUCUGUAGAUGUAUACCUUUGUGCAUCUAUUUGUGCUAUGUCCUCGCUUGCUCUACAUUGCUGGGAAGCUUCUCCAAACUGGAUAUGCUGCCUGCAACAUUGUGUAUUAUCCUGUUUCCCUGUUAUCAUCAUUGGUCUGUUGAAGCAACUAUUGGAUGUAUAUCUUUGUGCAUCUGUUUGUGUCAUGUUCUUGCCUGCUCUUGCCUGCUCUGCAUUAGGAAGCUUCUCCGAACUCAAAAUGCUACUUGCGAUAUCAUGUAUUGUCUCAUGCUGCAUUGUGGACAAAUCAUACAAUAUGGGCUGCUGAGUAUGCAUUGCCUUCUCUUCCUUUUGAAUAUAGCAUAUUGUGCUAUGUACUGUUUAUCCUGUUUUUCUUCUCUCAGUUCAACAGCCUCUCCAAACAACAGUGUGUAUAUCCUAGCACAGAAUGUUUCAUCUUUUAUCUUUAGUGUCAUCUUGCAGACAGAGAGUACAGCACAUGAUAGGCUUUAUCUAUUUAUCUGUUAGACUGACCGAUAUUUUAACACAGUAUAACACAGUGACUAAUCUCUUAUUCUGAUAUCUUGGUGGACUGACUCUCUGAUUCUUCACUGGACUGAGACACUCUGCUUCCUGUCAUUUAAGUGCACUGUUUGACUGUUCUGCAUCUCAAUGGGCA
Guyanagaster necrorhizus is the source of this 1192-nucleotide messenger RNA. RefSeq lists its product as uncharacterized. The coding region runs from base 197 to 841 and encodes 214 amino acids. NCBI's taxonomy places the organism in Eukaryota, Fungi, Basidiomycota, Agaricomycetes, Agaricales, Physalacriaceae. The record is from RefSeq and is a predicted model, not a curated record. The transcript is spliced from 3 exons.